Liolophura sinensis is the source of this 2604-nucleotide messenger RNA. RefSeq names its product myrosinase 1-like. The record is from RefSeq and is a predicted model, not a curated record. Gene Ontology annotation, molecular function: beta-glucosidase activity. The transcript has 14 exons. Gene Ontology annotation, biological process: carbohydrate metabolic process. Lineage: Eukaryota; Metazoa; Mollusca; Polyplacophora; Chitonida; Chitonidae.
AUGAAGCUUUACGCUGACUGUAUUGUAGUGCACCUGUGCUGUGUCGCGCUCCUGGCGCCAAUCCUCAUAGCGGCAUCCACUGCCGGAGAGGAUGAGGAUGGCGACUUUUAUUACGGUCAGUUCCCAGAGGGAUUCAUCUGGAGUACGUCCUCAGCGGCUUACCAGUACGAAGGAGGAUGGAACGCUGAUGGCAAAGGCCCCAGCAUCUGGGAUGUGUUCAGCCAUGACCCGGGUAACAUCGUGUACAACGAAACAGCUGACGUCACAUGUGACAGUUACCACAAAUACCGAGAAGACAUAAAGCUGAUGAAGAAUUUGGGGGUGUCUCACUACCGGUUUUCCAUAUCCUGGCCACGUGUCAUCCCGGACCCCGUGGAAGGCAGUAUAAACCCCGCAGGAAUAGCCUAUUACAACAAUCUCAUCGACGGUUUGCUGGAGGCAGGCAUUCAGCCAAUCGUAACGAUGUAUCACUGGGAUUUACCUCAAACCCUGCUGGAAAAGUAUCUAGGAUGGAUCAAUCCGGUAAUAGCAGACUAUUACAUCAAGUACGCCGACCUCUGCUUUCGAACUUGGGGGAAUAAGGUCAAAUGGUGGAUAACGUUCAAUGAACCUUUGUCGUUCAUCCAAGAUGGUUUGGGGACGAACACGAAAGCUCCAGGCUGGGCACAGCCGGCCUACUACCCGUAUAUGGCGAGUAGGACUAUGCUGCUGUCACACGCUAGGGCGUUCCAUCUGUACAAUGAAAAAUACAGAGCAACCCAGAAUGGUCGGCUGGGCGUAUGCUUUGCUACAAAAUGGAUGGAACCAAAGAACGCGAGUGACCCGGCUGACGUCAUGGCGGCUGAUCGCGCUCAGCAGUUCUCCACGGGCUGGUUCGCUCACCCAAUCUACGGUGCUGGAAAUUACCCACCAGUGAUGAAGGAACAGGUUGCCAAGAAGAGCCGAUUGCAGGGGCUGCCCAAGUCACGCCUGCCAGAGUUUACCCAAGACGAGGUCGCUUACAUCAAAGGUACAUACGACUUUUUCGGGAUGAAUUACUACACAACCAGGCUAGUACAGAACAAGGACAGAGGACUGAAGGACCCGGGCAUCUACGGGGAUUCCGACUCCUUGCAGAGCGUCGAUCCGUCCUGGCCCAAAUCUCCUUUGAACUGGUUGUAUGUUGUACCAUGGGGCUUCCGGAAAAUGGUGAAUUGGGUGACGUCACAAUAUGGCCGCCAAGUGAAAAUCCUCAUCACGGAAAACGGCUACGCUGAUGGGACUGGGGAAGUGGUAGAUGAUUUCAGAAUUGAAUUCUACAAAAAUUAUAUCGAUGAGCUGUUGAAAGCAUCCAAUGUCGACAACUGCACAGUGAUUGGAUACAGUACAUGGGCCCUUUUGGACAACUUUGAAUGGGACAGUGGCUACACGGCAAAAUUUGGCAUUCAUUACGUGAACUUUAGUGACCCCAGUCGCCCAAGAGUACCGAAAAAGUCGGCGGGAUACUUCACCCAGAUUGUCAAAAAUAAUGGUUUCCCGAAGCCGAAUUAAACAGCGUCUACGGCUAGAGAGGAUGAGGACGGCGACUUUUACUACGGUCAGUUCCCAGAGGAUUUCAUCUGGAGCACGUCCUCAGCCUCUUACCAGAUAGAGGGCGGAUGGAACGCUGAUGGGAAAGGCUUAAGCAUCUGGGACUUGUUCACGCACGAGACAGGGAACAUCGCCUUUAAUGAGACAGGGGAUGUGGCCUGUGAUAGCUACCAUAAGUACAAAGAGGACAUAGCGCUGAUGAAGAAACUAGGGGUAUCUCACUAUCGGUUUUCUAUAUCCUGGCCACGUGUCAUCCCGGACCCCGUUCUGGGCGGUGUAAACCCCGCAGGAAUAGCCUACUACACCAAUCUCAUCGAUGGUUUACUGGCCGUCGGCAUUCAGCCAAUCGUCACCUUGUAUCACUGGGAUUUACCUCAGUCCCUGCAGAGCACAGAUCAAGGUUGGAUCGAUGGGGUCAUGGCUAGUUACUAUGUGCAGUACGCGGAUCUAUGCUUCCGGACUUGGGGGAAUAAGGUCAAAUUCUGGAUAACAUUUAACGAGCCAGUUUCUUUCAUCCAAGGCGGGUUGGGUUCGAGGUCCAAAGCCCCAGGCUGGAACCAACCAGCUUCUCUCCCUUACUUGGCCAGCAAGGUGGUUCUCUUGGCCCAUGCUAGAGCCUGGCAUCUCUACAACGAUACCUACAGAACCACUCAGCAUGGUCGCGUCGGCAUGUGUUUUGGUACUUGGUGGAUGGAACCUUUGAACUCAAGUAAUCCCGAUGACGUCAUCGCCGCUGAGCGAGCCCAGCAGUUCGACGUCGGUUGGUUCGCUCAUCCCAUAUAUGGCGCUGGGGAUUAUCCAGUGGCCAUGAAGGAAGCCGUGGCCAGAAAGAGCCGAGAACAAGGACUGAAUAAUUCUCGCUUACCAGAGUUAACUGAGGAGGAAAUUGCCUACAUUAAAGGUACUUAUGACUUUUUCGGCCUGAACCACUACACAAGCAGACUCGUCCGGUACAAGGAUAACGGGAUCAGCAAUCCUGGAUACUCCGGAGACCAGGACACCGAGAUGAUUGUCGACCCCUCCUGGCCUAAGUAA